Molecule: messenger RNA, 2857 nt
Organism: Anolis sagrei ordinatus
Lineage: Eukaryota; Metazoa; Chordata; Lepidosauria; Squamata; Anolidae
Gene: ENTREP2
Product: endosomal transmembrane epsin interactor 2
Cellular component (GO): membrane
Source: RefSeq, a predicted model, not a curated record
GGGCUCGGCUUCGGCGGAGGAGGAUGCCUGCGUGCCGGGGGAGCCGCUCCUCCCGCGCCCUGGCCGCCGCCGCGGUGCUGAUGCCGGGCUCGGGAGGGGGUGGGGGCCCCGGCCUGCCCCUGUCCCUCCGCCGCCCCUCCUCGUCCCUCUCGCGGCGCCUGGCCCGGCUCCGGGGGUCCCGCGCCCGCCUCAUGCUGGCCCUGGGCGCCGCCCAGAUGGCCCUGGGCUGCCUCAUCGUGGCCCUCAGCUUCGCCGCCCUCGCCCUCACCACCUCCGCCCGCGUCAGACACUCCUGCCCCUUCUGGGCCGGCUUCUCGGUGCUGUUGUCAGGUCUGAUUGGCGUUGUGUCAUGGAAAAGGCCACUCUCCCUUGUGAUCACCUUUUUCAUGCUCUUGUCGGCUGUCUGUGUGAUGCUCAACUUGGCCGGCUCCAUCCUUUCCUGCCAGAAUGCACAGCUGGUGAACUCGUUGGAGGGGUGCCAACUGAUUAAGUUCGACAGCGACAGCGUCUGUGUCUGCUGUGAGUUGCAGCACCAGAACUCGGGCUGCAGCCUCGGGGAGAUGCUGAAGCUGAACCCCCUGCAGGAAUGCAACAGGGUCCGGCUGACUCUCAAGGACCUGUUGUUCAGCGUCUGCGCUCUCAAUAUCAUCUCGACCAUUGUCUGCGCUUUGGCAACUGCCAUGUGCUGCAUGCAGAUGGUCUCUUCUGACGUCCUGCAAAUGUUUCUGCCCCAGAGAUCUCAUUCUGCCAAUCCGGACUGCAUGACCCCGCACGGGACAAUCCUGCACCAGACCCUGGAUUUUGACGAAUUCAUUCCGCCGAUUCCGCCUCCGCCGUACUACCCGCCCGAGUACACCUGCACCCCUGUGAUCGAAGCACAAAGAGGGCUCCACUUGGACUUUUCACACUCGCCCUUCAAUACUUUGUACGAAGUGUCCAUCAACAGCCCUGGAAUCCUUUAUCCAGCCGAAUUGCCUCCUCCUUAUGAAGCGGUCAUUGGGCAGGCAACAGGGAACCAGGUCACCGCUAUGGAGCAGCAGGUGAUUGAAUCCAGCAUAUUGGAGAGGAACCCGACAACCGACUUCAGCAGCCAAGCCUUGGUGGACGGUCCAUCCCAGAUGGCUUCCGAAGUGGCAGAUCUCCCCAACAGCCACACAUACUCCUCCGGUGACCUCUGCGCCCUGGAGCUCCAGGAGCCCUCCUUCUUUUCCGCAGACCUCUCUGCCUACACGACCCCCCUCAAAGGAGCCACAAAUAGGAGUUGCUCCAGUCUGGACUACGGCAUCCCUUGUGGGUUGCGCAGGACUCGUUCCCCGGACAAUGCGGCCGGCAGCAGGCAGAGCCCGACAUGUACAGACAGAGCCGGCAGCAAGGAGUGUGGGCGCCGCUCUCGCAGUCGAUCUUCAGAUUGCUCCGCGGAGAACUUUGGUGCUGCCGAGAGGGACUGCCCCGGCUUGGUCCGCAAGGGCAAGGCCGCCAGCCCGCCCAAGCUGCGCAAGAUCUGCUGUGGGGUCUUUGGGCCGACGGCUGUGCCACAGCCUCCGUCUCGCUCCGUGCCCGUCAACACGUUACCCCGCAGCUGCCCCGAGCGGAUGGCCCAGCAGCGCACCCGGAGGGCCCGGCUGUCCAACAUCGUCCGAUCCACUAGUGACCCUUUAUCGUGUGUGUCUGCUGCAGAAAGUGAGGAGCGCUGCAGGCAUUUGGUUCCUGUCUCUAGUCCUCAUGUGGCUGCCUCUACUUGUCAGGACGCCGGGCACCAUCUCUUCCCGACUGGGAAGCCGAGGGACCCCCCGAAAUCAGGACAUUCUCGGAAGCCCAAGGCCUUACAGACCCUCUGCAAGGACCGGCCCCACUCUUUGGUGGACCUCCAGGCCUACAAGGACACCAAGGUCCUGGUAGCCAAGUUCCUGGAGCACUCGAACUGUAACCUUCCCCCGGAGGUGCGUCAUGUGGUGAACAGCAUCCGCUCGGUCAUCAAGUCUGACGAGCGACACAUGGAAGAAGCCAUCUUCAGUGCCAACGUUAUUGAUCAGGUGAUCACAAGCUCCCAGCAGAGUGUGGAUACCUCCCGAAAGCGGCUCCAGGAAGACCUCCACCUCCAGAGCUGUGGGGCGCUGAGCUCUCCAGUUGCCUUCUUACGCAGGGCCCACGUCACCCGCACCUUUGAGCGGGGAAGGCCCCACAGCUUCGUCGGAGUUUGUCGGGAGACCGUCCUUUGACCCUAAAUAUUACUUCUGAGGACCAGAUGCCCAUGGAGGAGACCUUGAAGGCCUAGAGCCACGUGUGAAGGAAGGUUCAGCCACAAAGAGAUGGCUGGGAUUGGGACAGAGGAGAGAGAGAGAAGGGGCCGAAAAGGAUCCAGCAACUUACCAUCCGUCUCAGCAAGUCCCGGCCUGGAUCUUCAGUCCCAAAAACCACCUUGUCAUGAGUGCAUCUUCACACAACAACAUUGGCAGAAGGAAUUGGGAGUUUGAAAUGAGAAAACUUUGUAAAGUCUGUGUUUUCCUCCCAUGUUGAAGAAGAUCCCAGCGUAACCGCUUGGGGUAGACACCAUGUGGUUGCUGAGCUCCAACAACAAAUGCUACGGUACAACUUAGAAGUUGUAUGUUCUUCACCGUACCUCAAAAGUAUUUGAACUCAAUCUGAACAGUGUUUUAAUAAAAUAAGGAUGGUCAUGAUCAUUUAAAAAAAAAUCAAAAAAAAGUAUCCCUGGACUGUGCAUCUUCCAGGACUGAUUUAUCAAUGGAUGGGUCUUCUGUUGAGGCAGAAGAAGUUUGGUUAUUAUUCUAUGUCAUAUCUGUUAUAAUUUUUUUUACAUUGUCCCAACUCGAGUAAAAACAUUUCAAGUUGCUCAGAA